Messenger RNA from Trifolium pratense (red clover), 1631 nucleotides. Its product is annotated as serine/threonine-protein kinase SAPK2-like. The transcript is spliced from 9 exons. Bases 203 to 1222 code for a protein of 339 amino acids. The record is from RefSeq and is a predicted model, not a curated record. Gene Ontology annotation, molecular function: ATP binding; protein serine/threonine kinase activity. Gene Ontology annotation, biological process: intracellular signal transduction; protein phosphorylation. Lineage: Eukaryota; Viridiplantae; Streptophyta; Magnoliopsida; Fabales; Fabaceae.
AGAUAGUGGGCUUGCUUCUUGGUAAAGUUUAAGACUUUUGGGGAUUUUCCAAAUCCCUAGAACCUACAUUUCUUUUUGUUUUGGCUAAAAAGGAAUAACAAUUCAUCUAAGUUAUUCCGUGCUUUAUUACUUUUCAUUCCUUAUUCUUUCUCACAUGUCAUAAACAGAACACACAAGUGUGUAGAAUUUCAGUGAUCAAAAGAUGGAGCGCUAUGAGGUUGUCAAAGAUAUUGGUUCUGGGAAUUUUGCUGUUGCAAAGCUAGUUAGAGACAUCUUCACCAAAGAGCUUUUUGCUGUUAAGUUUAUUGAAAGAGGCCAAAAGAUUGACGAGCAUGUCCAGAGGGAAAUCAUGAAUCAUAGAUCAUUGAAGCAUCCUAAUAUUGUUAGAUUUAAAGAGGUCCUGCUAACACCAACACAUCUAGCCAUAGUAAUGGAGUAUGCUGCUGGAGGAGAACUCUUUGAGCGGAUAUGCAGUGCUGGUAGAUUUAGUGAAGAUGAGGCAAGGUUUUUCUUUCAGCAAUUGAUAUCAGGAGUCAGUUACUGUCAUUCAAUGCAAAUCUGCCAUAGAGAUUUGAAGCUUGAAAACACACUCCUAGAUGGAAGCACUGCACCACGAGUCAAAAUUUGUGACUUUGGUUACUCAAAGUCAUCUGUGUUGCAUUCACAACCGAAGUCGACUGUAGGAACUCCCGCUUACAUUGCACCUGAAGUUCUGACGAAGAGAGAAUAUGAUGGAAAGAUUGCAGAUGUUUGGUCUUGCGGAGUCACUUUAUACGUGAUGUUAGUCGGCGCAUAUCCUUUUGAAGACCCUGAGGAUCCAAGAAACUUUAGGAAAACAAUUGGUAAGAUACUUAGUGUCCAGUACAAAGUCCCUGAUUUCGUACGAGUUUCAUCGGAAUGUAUACAUCUUAUAUCUCAAAUAUUUGUGGCCAAUCCUGAAAAGAGAAUAACAAUACCAGAAAUCAAAAACCAUCCAUGGUUUUUGAAGAACUUGCCAGUAGAAUUAAUGGAAGGUGGAAGCUGGCAAACAAAUGAUGUAAAUAAUCCAUCACAAAGUGUUGAUGAAGUCCUGUCCAUUAUACAAGAGGCAAGAAAACCUCUUAACAUCCCAAAAAUUGGUGGACUUCUUAGUGGAAGCAACAUGGACCUAGAUGAUUUUGAUGCUGACAUAGAUCUUGAAGAUAUAGACACAUUUGGUGAUUUCGUUUGCCCUCCUCUUUAAGUGUGUAUUCAUGAACAAAAAUGUGCUAAACCUAUGUAGCACCGACACAUCAAAUUAAAGACACGUCCAAUGUCUGACACCACAUUGUUGCACGUGGUUACGCUUACUUAGUUUUAUUUCUCAAAUUAUUGUCGGUGUCAACAUGUUAGUCUUAGUGUCGUGGGCAUGAUUGUCAAGCUGGAAGCAUAAGAAGUUGUCUAUUGGAGGUCGGGUGGUUGUAAUUGUUGUGGUUGAUUGCAAUGUAAGUCUCACUUUGCUAAUGAAGGAAAAAAAGGUCAAGAAAAUUAUAGUGGAGAAGUCCCACAUCGCUUAGAGAAGUGAAGUAAGGGGGAGCUCAAGGCUAUAUAUAGAAACCUCAAGUUCCUUGUUUCAAUGCACCAGUUAGUAACACUAUAAGCUUAUAUCUGAU